AUGGUGUCCCCCAUGCCCCCGGCGCCGACACCCCCCGGUGGCAGCAUGCCUUCAAACGGCGAUCGCACGACUAAUCUGCUGAAUCUGCUCAAGUUCAGCGGUGCCGGUGGACAGGCUUCACAAGCUCGUCAGGACACCUCUGCAAACUACCAGCAGCAUCAGCAGCAGCCGUCUCAGUCUUCGCAGCAUUCUCAGCAGCAGCAGCAGCAGCAACAGUCGCCCCAGCUGCAGCAACAACUACACCAGUCUCAGCAGCAACAGGGCCGCGAUCCUUCGUUGUCGAUGCCAACCCAGAUUGUCGCCCCAGCCCGCGCCCCGGCCGAUCCCACUGGCCUGCUCGCCGCUCUGAUGAAAGGAGCACACGAUGGCGAGGAGUCGCGACCUGAGCCGCCUCAGAACGGCUCAUUCUCGACUUUUGGCGCAUCGUCGCCCCCCGACGAUACCCGGGCUUACCUGCUGAACUUGCUGAACCGCCCGAAGCCCAGCCAGAACGACAUGCUUCUGACCGAGUCGAACCGUUCCAACCUGCCUCAGCCAGGCGAGAACAUCCUUCAUCGAGUUCUCGCUGAGGCCGGCCAAGCUCCCAACCUGUCGCACAUGUCCUCGAAUUCCUACGAGUACGACCCUAGCAACUACUCUCAGUCGAGUGGCAACUAUGGCACCUACUCGUUCCCUUCGACCCAGGAGUCCAAUAUUCAGGUCGCCCACCAGCAGCAACAGCAACAGCAACAGCAACAGCACCAGCAGCAGUUUGGCUACAACAAUGCCAACAACGGCUUCGAGGAGCCUCAGAUCACUUCGCCACAGAACCGGACACCCAAGUCCGGUUCCAUCUCGGGUAUCGCCCCACCUCACUCUGCUGGCCAGUCACCUGCUGGUCCAGCUUUCCAGAUCCUGAAAAAGACCCACGACUCUCCGAGCUCCCAUCACGGAAGCGAGACUAAGCGCAUCACAAACGAGCGCAGCCCUCUCGCAUCUCCCCAACGUGCCCGCCACAGCCUCGGACACGUUUCUUCGCCCGCCGAUAAGCUUGCUAACCCUACCCCCGGCUCUACUGCCUCGUUUGCGAGCGUUCCGGCCUCGGAAAAGCACAAGGAGACUGUGUCGGAAGCCAUUCACGAUAUUGCUGAGCGUGCGGACCUUGAGGCUCAACAGGCUUUGGCUCGCGCUGAGGAAGAGCAGACGCGACCGGAGUACCUGCAGGAUCUCGAGGCCAUGGACACCGCCCGGACUGAGAGAGAGUUCGAGGCGAGCGCCCACCACGCCGCCCAGGCUAUCAAGAAGGAGCUCGACCGCGAGGAAAACAGGGACCUCCUCGAGAAGGUUGUCUCUGCUGAGGUCGCUGAAGAGGUCCGGGAAAUUGUCGAGGAGGCUGCUGCACAUGCCGUCGCCGACAGCUGGGAGAGUGCCGACCAGGACGAGAUCGUGGUGAUUGAGGAGGAAACUCCCUCGCCCGUCAAGGUUUUCAACUUCCCCAUGAAGCCUUGGAUCUCGAUUGCUCUGCAGGAUGGUGCCACUGAACCCCGUCCUCAGUUCCGUGAUGAUGCCAUCAUGGAUAUCGCUCGUCUCAAGAAGGAAUUCGAUCAGAUCGACCGUAACCUUUACACCGCCACCGAGAACUACAUGGCCUAUGGUAUGUCCAAGGCCGGUGGUCUCCGUGUCAUCCGACAGGACGACGGUAAGGACGCCAAGAUCUUCACUGACACCAAGGACCGCAUCUUCAACGUCGCCAUGUCCGUCACCCCCCCUGAUCAUACCGGCAUUCACCGCGAAGCCAUCAUUGGCACCGGCAUUAGCGGCACUGUCUACUGGGUCCAGAUCAAGAGCGGCGAGAAGGACCACAUUGAAGAUGCCCACCCCGAGCAGUACGGUUUUGCUCUGCCCCCCAUGGCUUCCCACGAAGGUGGUGACGCCCCGGGAGGUGUUCUCAAGACCCGCGCUCGCACGUCGACGAUUCACACCGAGUUCUUCGCCGUCGGCCGUGGCAAGUCUAUCAACAUCGUCUGGCCCACAUACAUCAUGCAGAACAACCUUUUCAAGCCCGGCCAUGACCGCGUUGUCGACAUUGAUAGGCUCGCCAAGCAGUGCUCGUUGAAGAUCAAUACUGGUAAGGCCGGUAAAGACUUCACGUUCAGUCAGGAUGACAGCGUGAUAGUGUCUCUUGACAAGUCCGGACGUGUCAAGUUCUGGGACGUUCGCGACCUCACUGCCUCCAAGGAGGGCAGCGACCCGCGCUGGCCUCUGCCAGCCCACACUUCUCUCGAGAUCAAGGAGCCUCUCAUGACUCUGACUAGCACUCCCGAGGGUGAGAAGGCCUGGCCUACCUCCGUCCUCCUGGUCGACAAGCUCCGCCCGUACCAGAAGCGCUGCGCCCUGCGUUACAUGAUCAUCGGAAUGAAGCAGAAUCACACUCUGCAACUCUGGGAUCUUGCGCUCGGCAAGCCGGUCCAGGAGUUCAACUUGCCUCACAGCAAGGAGUCGGACGCCGUCUGCAGCGUCAUGUACCACCCUCCUACCGGUAUGAUCGUUAUUGGUCACCCGACCCGUAACUCGAUCUAUUUCGCGCAUCUUUCGGCUCCUAAGUACAACCUGAAGAGCGUGUCGCAGGUAGAGUACAUCCAGCGCCUGGUGGCCCAGGAUGCUUCCAUCCCCCAGCCGGAUUCGACCGCCGUUAUCAGCGGCGUGCGUGAGUACUCGUUUGCGAACCGUGGAAUUCUUCGCAGCCUCGACAUUCUUUCCAACCCAGCCAUGACCCAAGAGAGCGACGAGCCAACACUUUUCGAGCUCUAUGCCAUGCACUCCAAGGGUGUCGCAUGUCUCUUGAUCAAGCAGGCCGAACUUGGCUGGUCCAAGGACAACAAGGUUCUUGCCCCCGUUGAUGCCGUUGACGCCGGUGUCGUCACCAUCUCCAAGCUCAAGCCACCUGCCGCUCAGCCUGCCGAGCCUCCCCACCAGAACAACGUUGACGGUGGCCAUCCCGCGGCCCGUAACAUCGCCAAGGAAUCUCUCCUUCAGAGCACUCCUUCUCAAGACGAAAGUGCCCCUCGCCGCGGUCCCGAGUCCAUCACUCCUGUCAAGAUUGCCAAGGCUGAGGCCAAGGACGACGAGACACCAGCUCCUUCUGCUCCUCCUGCGAAGGAAGAGAAGCAGGAACGCAAGAGCCGCAAGAAGAAGGCAGCUGCCGCCGCCGCCGCUGCUGCCGCUGCUGCUGGCGAUCCUCAAUCCAACGGAUCUCCUCGUGUUGGCGCCUCCAACAAGGAUAAGCAACAAGCCUCCAACGCCAACGCCAUCACCCAGGAGUCUGUUGAGACCGCCAUCAGCAGCAUGGAGUCUCGUUUGCAGAAUAGCCUCAACGGCCUCCUCAACUCGUCCUUCAAGACUCUUCACAACCGUAUCGAGGAUGGCCUGCGCGCUCGCGAAGCUGACUUCACCGAGCGCCAGGGUCAGCUCCUCAACAUGGUGUCCGACGUCUUGAACGAGAACACCCAGAAGGUGCUCCACGCUCUCAUCAACGAGCAGUUCAGCAAUGCCGUCAUUCCUGCUAUCUCUGAUGUAGCUGCGAAGGCGGUUUCUGAUCAGUUUUCAAAGAGCAUGAACGCCCAGGUCUCACACUCUGUUCAGAAGGAGAUUCACAAGGCCCUUCCUUCCGCGACUCAGCACGCGCUGCAGAACGGCGACUUUGUGAAGGCCAUCUCUGACAGAGUUGGAGCAACUGUCGCUGCCAACGUCCAGCAGGAGGUUGUCAACACCUUGACCGCUCGCCUUGGUCCCUCUUUCACCAACAUGGCUGUUCAGGCUUGUCAACGUGUUGCUGGCGAGCUUCAAAAGCAGCACCGCAACGAAGUGGAGUCUAUCAACGCCCAUCUCGCUGCUGAGACUAAGAAGGUCGAUGAACUGACCAAGGUGGUGACUCAACUUGGCGGCACGAUUGCUAGCAUGACGACCAUGCAGCAGCAGAUGCAUGCCGAGUUCCUCAACUUCCGUCAGCAGAUGGCGACUCAGCAACAGAUGAUGCGUGCUCAGGCUCAAAAUCAGCAUCAGCAACCACAGCAGCAGCAACAGCAGCAGCAGCAAGGAUCGCACCACCACUCCGCUCCUUCCUACACUGCACCUUCUGUCGCUAGCCAGGUCCCUAGCCAAGCUCAGAGCCAGGCCUACAGCAAUGUCCAGAGCCCCGACCGUGCUUCUCAUCAGUCCAUGGGUUACGGACACUCUCAGGCCAUGACUGUUUCGAAGGCCAACAACGAUUACGAUGCCGACUUACAGGCUCGUAUCGCUGUCAUCAACCAGUCCAUGAAGGAGGGCAGGGCUGAGGAGGCCGUCGUUCGCUGGAUGCAGUCUGGCCGCGAACAGGAGGUGUUUGAGAAGUACAUGUCGAAAUACAGCCCGGAGUUCGUUCGCAACCUGCCUCAUCUGGUUCUGCUGACGGUGACUGCUACUGUCAGCUUGAACCUAGAGUCUUACACUCGUGAAAGAAUCGCUUGGCUCGAAAUGGUUGUUCACAGCCUGCAGGUCUCCCUCGGCAACAUGGACGAGGAUGCUCGCGCAGUUACACCCAAGAUUAUGGGUAUGCUGGUGGCUCGCGUCGAGGGUCUCUUUGUGCGCAUCAGCAGCACUUCGGGCAACGACCCAGUCCUCAAGAAUCUGUCGCAGAUUAUUGCCAAUGCCAGGCGCGUUAUUGACGCUUGCCAGGGCGAGCCCCAGUACGCUUGA
This is a messenger RNA of Colletotrichum truncatum, 4713 nucleotides long. RefSeq lists its product as uncharacterized. Lineage: Eukaryota; Fungi; Ascomycota; Sordariomycetes; Glomerellales; Glomerellaceae. Gene Ontology annotation, cellular component: P-body. The record is from RefSeq and is a predicted model, not a curated record. Gene Ontology annotation, molecular function: protein binding. Gene Ontology annotation, biological process: deadenylation-independent decapping of nuclear-transcribed mRNA.